Closterium sp. NIES-67 is the source of this 278-nucleotide messenger RNA. Lineage: Eukaryota; Viridiplantae; Streptophyta; Zygnematophyceae; Desmidiales; Closteriaceae. The record is from the annotation of a GenBank genome assembly.
UAUUUUCCGCAUAUGAAAGAUAGAAGAAUAGAAGAAAUAUAUAACAAAAAUAAUAGCAACAGUAGUGGUAAUAAUAAUAAUAAUAAUAAUGGUAAUAGGAAUAGUAAUAAUAAUAAUUAUAAUAAUACUAAUAAUAAUAAUAAUAAUAAUAAUAAUAAUAAUAAUAAUAAUAACUACAACAACAACAAAAGAGAGAAAACAAAACAAAUACACACACUAGAAACAACAGAAAUACGGUGUCAAGCUAGGAACUAGGACGCCAUGAAAUGGCGAGGGGU